This is a messenger RNA of Exophiala mesophila, 1041 nucleotides long. RefSeq lists its product as uncharacterized. NCBI's taxonomy places the organism in Eukaryota, Fungi, Ascomycota, Eurotiomycetes, Chaetothyriales, Herpotrichiellaceae. The coding region runs from base 1 to 1041 and encodes 346 amino acids. The record is from RefSeq and is a predicted model, not a curated record. The transcript has a single exon.
AUGUACAUCAGUACGUCGAGGUUGGGGGGUCACAUGAAAAUGUUAGUACAGCCAACAAUAGAGGGCCAUGAAAUAUUGGACUGUCCGUCCUUUUCAUUUUUGGUCAAGCACCCCUCUGGUCGUAAGAUCUUGUUCGACCUUGGAACCCGGAAGGACUGGGAAAACUUUCCACCAACGAUUCUCAAGAUAUUCAAGGAGCAUCAACUUACGGCCAAGGUUGAAAAAAACGUGUCGGAGAUCUUGGAAGAACAUGGAUUUGCAGUAAGCGAAGGUGCUAUCGAGGCAGUCAUCUUUAGCCAUUGGCACUAUGACCACAUAGGCGACAUGAGUACAUUUCCUUCUUCAACAGCACUUGUCGUUGGCCCAGGGUUCAAGGAAGCCUUUGUACCAGGCUAUCCAGCGCGCCCAGACGGACUACUACGCCAAUCUGACUACGAGGGCCGCGAACUCCGAGAGGUGUCGUUCGAUACGAAGACGCAUCCAAGGAUUGGAGGUUGUCUCGCAGUCGAUUUUUUCGGAGACGGCAGUUUCUAUCUCUUGGAUGCUCCAGGACAUGCGAUCGGACAUCUCUGCGCUCUUGCAAGGACGAGUAUAGGAGGGGAUGGAGAGCAGGAUACUUUCAUCUUCAUGGGAGGAGAUGCAUGUCAUCACGCAGGCGAAUUCCGACCUACAGAAUACUUGCCACUUCCAACACAGAUUCAACUUCACUCAAGUGCUCACUGGCCCAAAGGGAUUUGCCCUGGAGCAAUAAUGCAGCAGUUGCAUCACAAGAAAAGUGCCUGCGAGCCCUUUUAUGAUAUGGCUGAAGGAUUUGCUCUCAACCGCGGGGAGGCGGAGCAGACCAUUCGAAACCUGGAAGCAUUUGAUGCGGCAGAGAAUGUAUUUGUCGUGAUCGCACAUGAUCAAACACUACUAGAUAUUGGGAUGUCAACGUUUCCAAAGGGCGUGAGUGAUUGGAAGAAAAAGGGAUAUGCUGAGGAUGGUCGAUGGGCCUUUCUGGAGGAUUUUUCAGUUGCAGCGAGCAAGAUCACGCCUGUAUAG